AACUGGCUUCCUUGAUUUUGGAUUUGUUGAGCAGGCAAGAUGGGGCUUUUAGGGAAUUUGGCCUUUGCUUUACUUUGUUGGAUUGGGGGGGAGGUAGUUUCAUAUGAUCCCUGGGAGUUUGCUCCCAGGAACCCAAUGGUUUGGAGACUUUCUGCAAGAACUGUUCCUCCUCCUCCUCGGGAGCCCUAUGCUCCUUCUUGGCAUGAGUCCUCUUCUUGGGCUUGGGUUGAUACUUCCCAGACUAGGGCUUUGUCCUACUUGAAUCCUGUGGCUGUGCAAUGUGGAGAGGCUCAAGUGGUGGUAACAGCCAACAGGGACCUGUUUGGGACUGGGAGGCUUAUCCAAGCUACUGACCUUAGGCUGGGUUCUCCUGGCUGUCAGUACACAUCCUUUGAUGCUGCUAAGGAUGUAGUGACCUUCGAGGUUGGACUCCAUGAGUGUGGUAGCACCUUGCAGAUGACUCCAGAAUCCUUUGUCUACAGCAUAAGCUUGUACUAUAAACCUACUCCAACCAAUGCAGUUAUCAUAAGAACGAGUCCAGCUGAAGUCCCCAUUGAAUGCCACUAUCCAAGGAGAAGCAAUGUGAGCAGCAAAGCCAUCAAGCCAAUUUGGGUUCCCUUCAGCUCGACAAUUUCUGCCGAACAGAAGCUGAGCUUCUCCUUGCGCUUAAUGAAUGGUGACUGGAGUGCUGAGAGAGCUUCCACUGGAUACCAGCUGGGGGAUGUGAUGUACAUCCAGGCUGACGUGAACACGGAGAACCACAUGCCUUUGAGGCUGUUUGUUGACAGCUGCGUAGCCACGCUGAGCACAGGCAGAGAUUCCAUUCCCCGAUAUCCCAUCAUUGACUACAAGGGCUGCCUGGUUGAUGGGAGGUCAGACUCCAGCUCCAGCUUUGUUUCUCCAAGGCUCAAAGAGGAUCUCCUCCAGUUCACAGUAGAUGUCUUCAGAUUUACAGGACAUCCUCAAGACCUGAUCUACAUAACUUGCCACCUGAAAGUUACUGCAGCUGACCAGGCCCCUGAUCCUGCAAACAAGGCUUGUUCCUUCAAUGAAGCUAAUAACAUUUGGAUUCCAGUUGAGGGUACCAGGGACAUCUGCACCUGCUGUGAAACCAAGAACUGUGGCUUAACAGGAGGCCAGCCAAGAAGGAUCAACCCCUGGGAUAGCUGGGCAAGAGGAAGGAGAUCUGGCAGAGAUGCAUCUGCAAAACAUGGUUAUUUCAACCUUGUUCAAAAUGCAGAUCAACUGGUGAAGGAAGUGGAGACUCAUGUGAUGGUAGGCCCCAUCGUCAUCCUUGAUGCAUACUUGGGUUCUAAGAGUCUUGCCAGCCAUCAAAGCAAAGCAAUGGAAUCUCCAGCAGAACAUGGCUUGUUUUCAGCUCCUGGGCUGCUGUUAGGACUCAUCUUGAUGGCUCUGGCUCUACUUCUGGCUCUACUUACUCUUGGAGUUCUUCUGUUCAAAAAGCAUUCUGGUUCCCCUUAAGGUGUUGUGUAAUGCAUGUCUUGAUGCUAAAAAAAAUAAAAUUAAGAAAUGAAA
Molecule: messenger RNA, 1536 nt
Organism: Rhineura floridana
Lineage: Eukaryota; Metazoa; Chordata; Lepidosauria; Squamata; Rhineuridae
Product: zona pellucida sperm-binding protein 3-like
Exons: 9
Coding region: 40-1482 (480 amino acids)
Biological process (GO): positive regulation of acrosome reaction; egg coat formation; binding of sperm to zona pellucida
Cellular component (GO): extracellular matrix
Molecular function (GO): acrosin binding
Source: RefSeq, a predicted model, not a curated record